Molecule: messenger RNA, 2161 nt
Organism: Anopheles stephensi (Asian malaria mosquito)
Lineage: Eukaryota; Metazoa; Arthropoda; Insecta; Diptera; Culicidae
Product: esterase B1-like
Exons: 3
Coding region: 126-1934 (602 amino acids)
Source: RefSeq, a predicted model, not a curated record
GGUUUUUUUUUUUUGGACAGUGGCAUUAGCUUUUUUAUAAAACGAUUCACCCGGCACGGGAGCGUCAUUAGUUAAACGUGCGACGCGCGUGUGUUGCUUAGAGUGUUGCUUAGCGAUUCGAAACCAUGGUGAUGCGAAAUGUGCGCAAGACGUCGUACUCGGCAGCGUCCGAUGCUGGGUUAGGCCGAGGUCCGAGUGCUCAAGAAUACGAUCCAUCUGCGAGGAUUAUGGUAAAGGUGGCUCAAGGCUCCAUAUACGGCACCAAGGAUCGGCUACCGAACGGAAAGCCGUACUACUGCUUCAAAGGUAUUCCGUACGCGAAGCCACCGGUAGGCAAGCUACGCUUUGCCGCUCCAGUUCCGAUUGAGAAGUACGCAGUGUCGUAUCUGGACUGUAGCCGCGAGCGAAGUAGCUGCUUGGGGCGUGAUGUGAUCACGCGUGAGAUCACCGGUUCGGAGGAUGGACUGUUUCUGAACGUGUACACACCGGCCCUUGGCAGGGUGGUCAAAGCGACGGAAUGCCAGUUACUGCCGGUGAUGGUGUUCUUUCACGGUGGGGGAAUGACCGGUGGCAAUGGUGAUAGUGGCAUGUACCUGCCGGACUAUCUCGUCCAGGAGGGUGUCGUUGUGGUGACGGUGAACUAUCGGCUCGGUGUGCUAGGGUUUCUAUGUCUCCCGCAGGCAGGAAUUGAAGGAAAUGCUGGCUUAAAGGAUCAGCGGUUGGCACUCCAGUGGAUCCAACAGAACGCACAAACGUUCGGCGGUGACGCAGCCAACGUUACCAUCUUCGGCGCCAGCUCCGGUGGCAGUAACGUACUGAUGCAUUGCUUUUCCGAACGAUCGCGCCCCUACUUCCACAAAGCCAUCGCCCAAAGUGCGACGAUAUUUGCGGAUUUAAUCUACCAAACGGAGCCGGAAGAGCGGGCCCGCUCGUUGGCGCGCGUGUUCGGCUACGAGGGCACGUCGGAUGAGGGGGUGCUCGGUACGCUGCGGGACGUUCCGGCCAGGCGUCUGUACGAGGCACAGUUUCUGGUGCUGUCCGAUCGCGAGCGAGAGUAUGAACCGAUCUUUCAGUUUCCCUUUACGGCCGUCAUUGAGCGUGAGGAGUCGGCUGAUGCGGUGCUGCGCAAGACACCGAUGGAAUAUUUGCGUGAGGACGGUCGAAUGACGGUGCCGGUACUGUGUGGGUAUAAUGAUAAGGAGGGCAUGCUGGAGCUGGUGGAUAUGAUCAAGAACUUGUCGGUGUACAACAGCCGGCCGGAGAAGUUUAUCUGCCGAUCGUUCGAUGUGGAUUACUUCAGUCCGGCGGCACGGGCACUUGGAGCGGAGGUGAAGAAGCAUUACUUCGGUGAGAUGGCUAUAGGGCGGGGGAAUCUGAACCAGCUUGUGGAUCUGCUAACGGAUCGGUUCGUCGUGGGGUACUAUGUGCUCUGUAAGCUGUGGAGUGAACAUCAGGCGAACACUCCACUGUACUCGUACCGCUUCACGUACGAAGGCUCACUGAACAAGGGCAAGGAGUUGCUCAAGUUUCAACAUCUACCGGGAGCUUGUCAUAUCGAUGAAGUGUACUACCUGUUUAGUUCUCCGUUGCUGCGCACGGAGAUCCCUCCCUCGGAUGCGGCUUAUCGUAUGCGGCAGCUAAUGGUACGCAUGUGGACUAACUUUGCGAAACAUUCGGACCCAACACCGCCGUCCGAUCAGGCCAGCAUGCCAUGCCGUUGGGAACCGAUGCGAGCGGUGCCGGGUAAGAACGGCGAGCCUACGAACUAUACGGUGCUUUCGAUAGGGAAGGAGCUAAGCAUGACCACCUUGCCGGAGUUGGCGCGUAUGAGCAAGUUUCUGGAGGUGACCGAACGGUGCAACGGUACGAUCGAUAACUUUGUCAUACCGCGCAUUGACUCGGGACCCGAGAGAAGCAAAAAACGCAGCAGUUGAGUGGUUAAUGUUUGGUUUAGGUAUGCUACUGGUCGAGUGUGGGAUACUGUCCACGGUUGUGAUGCUGAUAUGGAAGUGUGAUGAAUUUGUAAUUAAUGCUUGCUUUUGAUGCUUGCUGCAAUUUAAUAUUCAACAGUUGAAUACUUAAGAAUAAGAGGCCGUUUAUAACAUGUUUAUAUGUUGAUGAAAUAAUGUAUAAAAAUAUAAAAACACCAAAAUUUCAAAAA